CCUGGGCCUCGAACUUUUCCUGGCUUACUCUGAGGGACCCGACUGAUGAGAUAACACGUUCGAAACGAUAGCAUCAACAGUCGUCUUGGAAAAGCAAUCUCUGCCACUUCAGCUGAUGCGUGGUGCUUUUUCGAGGUUUCUGAAGGCCGUCCAACUAACGAAUACUGUGUACUCCACUUACACAUGACCUUUGGUUUUGAAGCUUCCCAAUUGUUUGAUCACCUCUUUAAACCUCCUGUGCAUUCGUAAGAGCAAGCUGGACAAAGACGAUACCAAUAGACUCAUACCACCAAACUCCACGCCUAAUUCAUCUGAACGGAUCAGGAUGGGGAACUCGGAAAACCCAGACUAUUAUGGUCUCGUAGAUAUGGGAAGUAACGGCAUCCGUUUCUCUAUAACCUCCCUCGCGCCCCAAACCCGCCGCAUCCUCCCAACCAUCUACGUCGACCGCGCCGCCAUUUCUCUCUACGACGCCCAGUACCCCCCCGGCACCUCGACCCGCGUCCCCAUCUCCGCCUCUACCAUCACCGCCGUCAUCCACUCCAUCCUGCGCUUCAAAUCCACCUGCACCGACUACGGCGUGCCCCCCUCCCAAAUCCGCCUCCUCGCCACCGAAGCCACCCGCACCGCGCCCAACUCCUCUGCCUUCCGGGACCAGAUCCAUGACGAAACAGGCUGGACCGUCGAACUCCUCCCCAAAGAAGAAGAAGGCCGCAUAGGCGCCUACGGCGUCGCAAGCAGCUACAGCGCCGUCCACGGCCUGGUCAUGGACCUCGGCGGCGGCAGCACCCAGCUCACCUGGCUGACCACCAGCUCGGGAGAAAUCCAAAUGAGCCCAAAGGGCUCGAUCAGCAUGCCCUACGGCGCGGCCGCCCUCACCCGCGAACUCUCCUCCGCCUCCUCCCACGCCGCCUACCGCGAAAAGGUCACCGCCGACCUCAAAUCCGCCGUCGCGUCGCUCGCCAUCCCCCCCGCCCUCCUCCACGCCCCCGCCGGCCUCGCCCUCUACCUCAGCGGCGGCGGCUUCCGCGGCUGGGGCUUCGUGCUCAUGGCCGCGCACGCCAUCACGCCCUACCCGAUCCCCAUCAUCAACGGGCUGCACGUCACGACCGCCGCCUUCCACGACACGGCCGCCGUCACGGCCGCCGUGCAGCUCGCGUCCGCCGACUCCACGCCCGCCAUCUUCCGCGUCUCGGCGCGCCGCGCGAGCCAGGUCCCCGCCGUCGCGUUCCUCGUCUCCUGCCUCGCCGACGCCCUGCCCGCCAUCAACCACGUGUACUUCGCCCAGGGCGGCGUGCGCGAGGGCAUGCACUUCGCCUCGCUCACCCCCAGCGAGCGCGCGGCGGACCCGCUCGUCGUCGCGACGCGGGACCACGCGCCGCCGGACGUCGGCGAGCUGGUCGCGCUGCUGCAAGCCGCCGCGCCGGGCAGCCCGCUGCCCGCGGCUAUGAUCACGGCGUUUGCGCAGGCGCUGUACGCGCACGCGGCGCUGCCGAAGGAUAUCUGCGCGGGCGCGGCGCUGCGGGCGACGACGACGGGCGCGUGGGCGGGCACGCACGGGGUCAGCCAUGAGGAGCGGGCGGUGCUGGCGUUGUUGCUGUGUGAGCGGCAUGGAGGCAUGAGCCGGAUCAGCCCGAGCGAGCAGGAGUUCUACGGGCGCAUUGUGCGGCUGGCGCCGGAGGGGUGGGCGUGGUGGUGCAUGUAUGUGGGCCGCGUGGCGGGGGUGGUGGCGAGCGUGUAUCCGGCGGGGGUGGUGCCGAGGGGGUAUCCGGGCGGGGCGGCGGUGAGGCAGAGGAGGUUGGUGGUGCGGGCCGCGUGGGGAUAUGGGAAGGGGAAGAGCGUGUUGGGGGUGGAUUUUGGGGUCGAGGGGGUUGCGGGGUGGGAUGAGGGGUUCCAGAAGGCGGUUAAGGGGGUGGAGAAGGUGGGGAAGAGGAAGAAUUGGGUCGGGGGUUGGACGGGGUGGAAGGUUGAUGUUACGGUGGAUGGGGAAGCGUUUGAGGGAUGA
This is a messenger RNA of Mytilinidion resinicola, 2005 nucleotides long. RefSeq names its product Ppx-GppA-domain-containing protein. The transcript has 2 exons. The record is from RefSeq and is a predicted model, not a curated record. Gene Ontology annotation, biological process: regulation of transcription by RNA polymerase II. The coding region runs from base 326 to 2005 and encodes 559 amino acids. Lineage: Eukaryota; Fungi; Ascomycota; Dothideomycetes; Mytilinidiales; Mytilinidiaceae.